Messenger RNA from Trichechus manatus latirostris (Florida manatee), 1089 nucleotides. RefSeq names its product melanoma-associated antigen B2-like. Lineage: Eukaryota; Metazoa; Chordata; Mammalia; Sirenia; Trichechidae. Gene Ontology annotation, biological process: negative regulation of transcription by RNA polymerase II. The record is from RefSeq and is a predicted model, not a curated record. Gene Ontology annotation, cellular component: nucleus.
AUGCCUCGUGGUCAAAAGAGUAAGCUCCGUGCCCGUGAGAAACGUCGCCAGGCCCGAGGUGACACCCACGGUGUCCAAGGUGCUCAGGCCACUGCAGCAGAGGAGGAAGGGUCCCCCUCCUCUUCCUCUCCUCCUUUUGGGGGUUCUCCCCAGAGCUCCCCUGCUGCUCACAUUCCCCAGGGGCCUCCGAGAGUGCCAUUCAUCACCACUGCUGCUGCAGGUGCUUCAGGCACAAGAGCUGCUGGAGAUGCCAAGAGCCAAGAUGAGGGAGGUCCAAGUUCCUCUGUGGCCCCACCCUCUGCCGGGAGCUCACAAAAAGAUCCCUUAGCAAGGCAGGCGGGUAUGUUGAUGCAGUUCCUGCUGCACAAGUAUAAAAUGAAAGAGCCCGUUACAAAAGCAGAGAUGAUGAAGAGUAUCAGCAAAAAGUACAAGGAGCGCUUCCCUGAGAUCCUGAAGAAAACUACUGAACGGAUGGAGCUGGUCUUUGGCCUUGAUCUGAAGGAAGUAGAUCCCAGCCGUCAAUCCUAUGCUCUUGUCAGCAAACUUGACAUCACCAACGAAGAAAGUCUGAAUGAUGGUGGCGAAUUUCCCAAGAAUGGGCUCCUGAUGCCUCUCCUGGGCGUGAUUUUCAUGAAGGGCAACAGGGCCACCGAGGAGGAGAUCUGGGAAUUCCUGAAUGUGCUUGGGGUCUAUGAUGGGAGGAGGCACUUAAUCUUUGGAGAGCCUAGGAAGCUCAUCACCAAAGAUUUGGUGCAGGAAAAGUACCUGGAGUACCGGCAGGUGCCCAACAGUGAUCCUCCACGCAACGAAUUCCUGUGGGGUCCCAGAGCCUACGCGGAAACCAGCAAGAUGAAAGUCCUGGAGUUUUUGGCCAAGAUCAAUGAUACAGUCCCCAGUGCCUUCCCACUGCACUAUGAAGAGGCUUUGAGAGAUGAGGAGGAGAGCCCGAGCCAGAGUUGCAGCCAGGGCUGGUCCUACUGCAAAGGCCAGUGCUUAUUCCAGAGCCACAUCCGGCAGCUCCUCCCACCCCUAGUCAAGUCUGAGGCAGAUUAUUCACUUUGUGGUUCAAAAGAGAAGUCAGAAUUCUAA